AUGAGAGUGUUAGUGAUGUUGAUUUUAAUCGCCUUAUAAAUCUUCCUCAUUUAAUUAGGAGUCAAUAUAUUUUUUAUGUUAGCAAGAGUAAGAUUCAGAAAAAACAUAAUUUCAAUCACGUUAAUUUACAUGUAUAUUUAAAACUAUACUGCCUUAAUCAAUCAGUAUAAUUUUUUUAAUUAUUAAGGCUCUUCUCUAUUAUGGCCAAUAGGGAAAUCUCAUAAAUUAAUUAUGUUUAAGGAGACGUGUCCCUCCUCUUUGAAUCAUCAAAUCAUUAGACAUGGAUGUAUAGGUUUGCAUUACCAGUUUCAUUACUAAUAGGAUUAAUUUUACCCAUGUCAUUACUUUGGUUUUUGUACCAAAAAAGAAACUUAUUUGAUAAAAUAUAAUUCAGAAAACAUAUCGGCUAUCUAUUUAAUGAAUAUAGCAAUAAUAGCUCUUUUUGGGAAUGGAUUAAAUUAUGGAAAAAAACAAUCAUUAUUAUUAUUUUGAUUUACUUUGAAACAAAUAUAUUUUAUAAAGGGUUUUUAAUUGGAGUGUGUUUAAUGAUCUAUUAAAUAAUCACAGCAUAAUAUCUACCUUACAUUUAUUCAAAAUUAAAUAAUUUAGAUUUGAAAUCAGCACAAUUAUGUUCAAUAGCAAUUUUCUUAGCAGCAGUAUAAUAUCUUUGUGAAUAAUAAGAAGAUUAAGUAUAUGCAAAAAUUUUGUAAAUUCUGAUAAUUCUAAUAUGCUUUAAAUUUAGUUUUCCAUAUAUUUUUGAUAUUAUUUCAGCCUAUUAUUAUAAAUAUAAAGAAAAAUUAUUGAAACUCUUAGUAAUUGCUUUAAAAACAUUAAACCCUUAAUCAAAUUUAAUAUGCAAACUUACAUAUAAACUAGAUUAAUGGAGAUAAAAGAGUAUUAGAAUAGAAAGAAAUUUCAAAAAGUUGAAAUAAAUGACAAUUUAAUAAAAGCGUAAAGAUAAAAUUGAGUAAAUAUAUUAUGUUAUUCAAGGCGAUAACAAAUUUGUGUUCCAACCUUAUCCCUUAAUAAAAGUGGUGAGUUAAAAUUCAAACUUAUGAAUUUUUGA
Molecule: messenger RNA, 1066 nt
Organism: Paramecium pentaurelia
Lineage: Eukaryota; Ciliophora; Oligohymenophorea; Peniculida; Parameciidae
Source: the annotation of a GenBank genome assembly